AUGAUCUUCCACAUAGGGCUUGCAGUCAUCAUCGGACGGAAGGAAUAUUACUGCGACCUCAUAGCAUUAUCCGCAUUCCUGCAUGCGCAUAGUCAACCCCACAAAGAAUUCGGAUUAUAA
Sclerotinia sclerotiorum 1980 UF-70 is the source of this 120-nucleotide messenger RNA. RefSeq lists its product with no specific name. NCBI's taxonomy places the organism in Eukaryota, Fungi, Ascomycota, Leotiomycetes, Helotiales, Sclerotiniaceae. The record is from RefSeq and is a predicted model, not a curated record. The transcript has 2 exons. The coding region runs from base 1 to 120 and encodes 39 amino acids.